Messenger RNA from Dermacentor silvarum, 7805 nucleotides. RefSeq names its product protein Smaug homolog 2 (gene smg). Bases 282 to 2801 code for a protein of 839 amino acids. Gene Ontology annotation, biological process: negative regulation of translation; regulation of mRNA stability; nuclear-transcribed mRNA poly(A) tail shortening. Lineage: Eukaryota; Metazoa; Arthropoda; Arachnida; Ixodida; Ixodidae. Gene Ontology annotation, cellular component: P-body. The record is from RefSeq and is a predicted model, not a curated record. Gene Ontology annotation, molecular function: mRNA binding; translation repressor activity; protein binding. The transcript has 14 exons.
CGUCGUUUGGAGCUCCUUGUGUGUGGACCUCGGAGGAGUGUGGUGGUGUUUGUUCGUUCCAAGCUCUUGACGGAGGAGAAACUACGAAAAAGCGAAAACGAGGACUGCGACCCGUCGACCACGAUGCCGCCGCGUUCCUGGGAGCCUGGUUGUGCCGUUGAACGCUGUUGCUCUCUGUUUCUGUCGCGUCUGAGCCUCGGUUGCUGCUGCUGACCGCGCCGUAGUCGUCGUCGUCGUCGUCAACGUCGUCGUCGUGGGGCUCUGUUGUUGCGGGCAGUGCGAUGCAGCUGAUCCAGGGUGCCUGGCCGCCCCAGCGUCUCGGCGACGUCCUCUUCGACAGAGGACCGGGCGGGGCGGCCCCGGCGGGCGCCGCGGUGGCGGGCGGCGGCGGCAUGAAGUCUAGCCUGGUCUUCCGGGACCAGGUGGCGGCCAUGGGCUCGUGGUUCGAGCUGUGGAACCCGUGCGAGCAGACGGUGGGCCUGUACUCGCUGCUGCGGCGGCUGGGCCCGACCCAGGCGCGCUUCCUGGCGCUGGUGCUCGACCGGUCGCUGGCCGACUGCGCCGAGCUGCGCCAGCGCGAGCGGCACGCGAACGACCCGGCCUACAUCGAACGGCUCGCGCGGGAGCCGCGCGACCAGGCGCUGGGCCAACUGCUCGGCCUGCUGCCCCUGCUCGCGCCGGGAAACCAGGCGGCCAAGGCGGCCUACCUCAGCCUCAUACCGCAGGUGCUGGCGCACGCCUUGGAUUGCCGACCACUGGUGGAGGGAGCCCGCCAGCUGCUCUCCUACUCGCUCAUCCACCCGGCCAUCAACUCUCGGGACGACCGCCGCCUUCUCACGCUCUGGCUCAGGCACCUCGAGGAGCGCAUCUCCUCUUCCAGGUACCAAGAACACGGAGGCGGCGGUGCGGAGUCCCUGAACGGCACAGGUGGCCUGGAUGAUGGAGGGGGCGGCCUGGCCACUGGGCGGCCUCCGACUGGCGGUCUCGACUCGUGGGCGGCUGUCGACGGCCUCGGCUCUCUCAAUGGCCACAACCACCAUCACCACCAUCACCACCACUAUGGGGGCGGCGACCUGAAUGGAUUCGGGCUGGCACCGUUGGGCACUGCAGGCGGCUCCUUGCCUCCUGGUCUUGACUCCAGCCACAUGGCACUGCACCCGAGCAACCUGUCCACUUACGCGCCUGCUGGCCAGUCGCUCUCCCAGCCAAUGCUCAAGCGCAGCAGCAGCCUGACACCACCAUGCUCCACCACGUCCCUGCACCAGCAGCUGCCACAGGCACAGCAGGGCUUCGGGCCAGGGCGACUGCUUGGAUCUCACCCCACCUCGGUGGACUGGCGCUGUGGCCCGCCCCCCGGCCCUCCACACGAAGCAGAAACCAUCGGCCCACCUCUGUCCCCCCAGAGCAGUGGGGCAUCCUCAGGUUCGGAGGGUCACGGAACUGAGGACCUGGGCCAGCCGGGUUUCAAUCUCGAUGGCUCUGGCAUGAAGGGCAAGUGCCUUUGCGAUGUGCCCAGCUGGCUCAAGAGCCUCCGAUUGCACAAGUAUGCCUACCUGUUCGCCAGCAUGAGCUACGAGGAGAUGAUGAACCUCACGGAGGAGAAACUGGAGGCCCAGAGUGUGACUAAAGGAGCACGUCACAAGAUUGUGCUUAGCAUUCGGAAGCUGAAAGAGCGCCCGGCCACGUUGCGUCAGCUGGAGAAGAGCCUCCAAGAAGAAGGCGACAUCCGCACAGCCCUGGCCGAGCUCCGUGCCAUGCUCCAGACCCCCAUGAAGGCCUCGAGUCGCGCGGAGGACGGUCAAGAUGGUGGCGGGCCACUCCACCGGGCGGCCUCGCCCGGCUCAUCAACUUCCACCGUGACGCGUCUUUCUGGCAACAGCGACGACAUUGGUGGUGGAGGUGCUGUGUCCCUGUCCUCUGCGGCGGAGGAAGAAGGAACGAGGUCGAAGGAAGAAGACAGCCCUCCAUCUUCGCUGGACUCGGCCUGCGGUGGGCCGAGUCCAGCGCACAGUCCUAACAAAGGCGGCGCUGCUGCUAUGGCGACAGACAUUUCCGGAGAGGAGGAUGAAGACUUGCCGGGUCUUUUCACUAGGGUGGUAGGAAAAGUGUGCAGCAGUCUGCUGGUGAGCGUGCGCGCAGAGGACCAGAGUGUCAGUCAGUUUGUGACCCUGGUGGACAAGUGCCUGGCGCACGAGGCGUUCAGCCCCGCCCAAAAGCGGCGCCUCUUCUCCUGGCGGCAGCAGGUGCACAAGGCCUGGCACCCCGUGCCACCUCGGCGGUCGAUCGACACCCGCCACCACCAUGUCUCCACGGCGACGGCCGCCACCCAGGGUCCUCGGUUGCCCCCGGCUGGUCGCUGGUGUGCUGUGGGCUCCUCAGUGCUUCCCCCCCUGGCGGGGGGUUCAGACUUUGGCCGGCUGGCCGGCCCCAGUGGACCCCCAGUGGCCCCUCCGCUUGGGCGACCUCCCGCUGUGUUUUUUGGUGGCGGGGCCUCUGUCGACUGCCCCGGUGGCAGCAACGGCGGUGGACCCCUGGGGGGACCCCUCGCUAUGGUCAUCAAGAGGCCCAGCCUGCAGGAGCACCUGAACAAGCCACACGUGCAGAUCCAGAGGACUCACUCUGCUCCCGUGCGACCAAAUCCAGUGGUCGCUUCGCUGUACAAGCAGGCUGCAACUAACAAUGGGCGUAUGCAAGCUGACACAUCGGCAAACGACCCGGAGCUCAACAACAGGCUGGAGUCCCUCUGUCUCAGUGUCACCGAGCACGCCCUUGGAGGUUCCGAUGGCAUGCCUCCAUUUUAGGCACCACUGUUUGCGACCUGUGCUGGAAACAUGGCGGGAACGAUUGUCUGUCAUCGUGCCAAUCCGUGGCCUCAUCAAGCUUGUCGCUCCCCCACCUUAUUUUGUUUCUUGUUAGCGCACGACCUUCUGUGAAGACCGUCUUCAUAUUUCUCUUCCUCCACAUCGCCUCUGGUCGCAGCCAAAGUUCUUUGUUGACGUUGCCGGCACUACAGACUUUCUGUUGGUGCCACUGUUGGUUGUUUGCUUUUUUUUUUUUCCUUCAAUCAUCACCUGCCUCUUGCUCCCUAGUGUUUACAACGCUGUUCUUAUGAGACAGUAACUUUUAUCAUGAGACAACUGCAUGUGCGAGUGUGUGUGUUUGUGGGCAUGUCAUUUUCCUCCCUGCCAUCAUUUUCUUCAUUGUUGCCCCUUGCUCAGUUGAUCUUUAGUUUGUUGACGGCAUCUAGCUGCUAUCUUUUAUUUCUUUGUUUUUUUACCAUUGCCUCCGGCUGUUGUAUCGUGGGUCCACACGACAGAACGAAUGCGCGUUUUUCAUGCCGGACAGCACAUCAUGUGACUGCACUUCACGGAUUGCCAUUGGUUAUCGUUGGGUAGUAGUGCACACAGACGUGAAAUGCCGAGCCAUUACUCGCAUCCGGAUUCUGCCAGUUGAACGAUGCGGAUUUUACCUAAAAUGCUUUCCUACCAACAAGCAGUGUCCUUUCACCAAGACAGUUUUUGAGAGAAAAAGGUACCUGUCAUCCAAUUAAACAAAUAAAAAGGAAAACGGCAGCCAUCGUCGAAGCCAGCCAACCCAGAGUUUGAGUUAACAAAAUUUAGUUGUGGCGCCACCUCUACAAAACGUAAACAUUCGUAAUUUAUGGCCUCUGAGAUUGCGCAAAGCCAGUGGCUUGCUGGGCGUGCUGCCAAAUCUUGGAGGCCAUGUACAACUAGUGCAGCUUCUCUUGUUAGGCCUAAGGCAUCGAAAUUGAAAAAUCUCGGAAGCAGCGCCGAAUAGUCAGAAAUACUUUGCUGUCGAAGUGUCAUGGCACGACUCUAAAGAAUAUACAAACAUCAGUUAGGAACUAACGGCCAAACAGUGCACUACGAUAAUAGAUCCGAAGGGGACAGCGGCCACUUUCUGGUGCAGUCAUUUGCUUGUCUCAUCCGUCAUUUGUAUGCUCUUCACAGCCGGACGGGCUGUGGAAUCAUUGUCUGUAGAACAGUUGUUUGCGGAGUCAUUCGUCGUGUGGAUGCAGUUCAGCGAUGACAAACUCUCCUUCCGGCCAUCUGAACUGGCCGAAUGUGAACCGAAGGCUCUGGCUUUUAACUGUGACGUUGGAAACUUGGCCCGCCUUAUUUUUUUGAUCCCAAGUGUGAAUAUUACUCGUCUCUCCUUUGAUUCUUUGCUGAUUGCGCCAUUGUUGCAUUGUCAUCGCAAUUUGUGCGCGUCACGUUUUGAGAUGUGUGAACCCGCAGUUUUACGUGCCUUAGUCUAUGAUCAGUUGAUCACUGCUGCGCGUGUGUCUGAAGUGCGUGCGGAUGUGGGCAGUCUUCCAGGCUGACUUUUUUUCUUUUUUUUAAGUCCUCACCCCUUCUGUUUGCAUAUCUGUACCGAUAAAGCCACUUGCCUUAUGUUAUUGUUUGCGAGUGAGUGCGUAAAGAAAAAAGGUGAACUUGUCACUCGAAUUUUUUUUCAAGUGCCUUCCCAUGUGGUGCACGUUUUAUGUUAUAUUUUUAGUGAUGUCUCCAGAGCUGGCAGGUUGGUUGGAAUAGUGGCGCCAAAUUAGAAUCGUUGAUAACCAACCAUGCAUCGGCCAGUCGAGAUAAAGCUUUGCAGUUCAAUGCGCUCCAAUGACAUAGACUGCUGCGCUAAGUGUCAGCUUGGACUCUGUAGUCCUGUAUCUUUGUUGAUGUGCCGGUGAAAACUAAAAUAAUGACCUGCAGCAUUUCUCAUGUUCAACUUAUGUCUGGAAGCAAGGCUUUGUUGAAAAACCUUCUAUUAGGUUUCAUGUGAAAUACAAGCACACGAAUGCAUGUGUGCACGUGUACAUUUCACGGACACUUUGGGCAAGUGUGUGGAAUAAUAUCCAAGUAGCAGGAAGGCACACAGCCUUUGCCUUCUGGUAAAGAAGUGCCACUUCUGGUUGGCACUUCGUAUAGUCUUGGCAUUUCGUAUCGUUGCCUCCUCCCUGUUUUAAUUUUUUUUCUCUUUCCCGCAGAGCGUGUGACGCACAGUGCACUCAUUCUGAGUCGUUUAAUGGAUUCUGCUGCAUACUUUGCGCGGUCAAGUUUUUUUUGUGUCGUGUGUGCUUCUGAUUGCACCCCGCAACAUGGGGGGGGGGGGGGCUAGGACUGUGUAUGUAUACAUACAUAUAUAUAAAUAUUAUAUAUAUUAUAAAUAUAACGUAUACAGUGACUGUACAUAACUUUGGCCAGGUGCCAUACACUAGUAGGUAAGACACUUCCGAGAGGCAGAAGUGGCCGAAGAAUUGCGUGUCGAUGCCUUUCUCGUUGUCCCUCCUGCGGGCUCCCGUCACUGGUCAGGCGCGAGAGUGCCGGUUUGCGCAAACGAAGGGAAGCAUUUAAGAGGGCUGCAGUAUUCAAAUGCUCUUAACGUAGCUGUGAAAGCUAAGCCAAUGUAAACACCAGACCGGGCCAAUUUCGGGCUAUGCCGCCAAUGUAGGCCCGAUGUUGGUUUUACAUUGGUGGGGCACAGUGCGCCACUUGGGUCUUGCAGAGGCUUUCUUUUCUUCUUUCGCGUCCCCCGGAUCGUAUUCCUUUUCGUUUUUCUCUCUCUGUGACUAUCCUCUCUUUGAAAGAGAGUGCAAGAGAGAGAGAGAGCAGGAGCUUGUUUCACCAUCUCCUAUUCUCCUCCCUUGCUUUAUUUUUUCGCGCAACGCUGCAGGACCGGUGUUGCGCGAGUCACAAGGUACUCACGACGAAGAGUGUCUGCUCCUGGACAGAAUUGAGGACGACCUCCUGUGCAUUUUGUGACGAGUCAGGGCCAUCCAGCACAGUCGGCUGCUGCUUAGAAGGGUCGGAGAGCGCGCCGGAAAUGGUGGUCGCAUUGAUGCGUGAGAGUUUUUGGAAGUAGCGGAGACAAGGGACUUGGCAUGCCCAGAUGCGGUCAACAAGGCCUGUGCAUUCUAUAAACCCAAACUUGCCCCGUCGUUCUGUUCACAGUGCUGAUAGCUUAAAUAGACCAAUGUUGCCAUAUGUUUUUCUACAAUGGGCCCCAUUGAAACAGUUGUCGAAAUCCUUUAACACUGGUCACGAAUCUGCUGUGAAAAAUUGCAGCAAUAAAAACAGUUCGAAGUAUUGUAAGAGUACCUUGAAGGCUUGCAAAUAUACAUGUAAAAAAGGCAGAUACAAAAUGCUCGUUUUGCAUGGAUAGCACAUCAUUCUUUAAUAUGUUUUAAAGUAACAUCCAUGCUUUACAAAUUAUGCUGUAGGAGUUGCAUGGACAGUGACCUAACAUAUUUUCACAAAUAUAUCAUUAUAAGGCACUGCAUUUCACUUGUAAUUUAUUUAAUGUAACAUACACAAGUAGCCAGAAUCUGCUCAGUAUUUGCGAGUUCACAUUAAGCGUGCAGAGAAAAUUUUAUGUGAAAUUCUGAAAAAACAAUGCUAUAUCAUGACAUCAUUCCUUCCUCUUAAUGAGUCGAUAGGUUUGCCAGAUAUUAGUGGAAAGUCCUUUGAGAUGGCGACUCAGAUACCAAGUUUGAAAUUUUCACUAUUCCUAAAAUUUCCUGUGCGCUUCCAAAGCUUUUCAGGCUUCAUCAGUCAGGACAUGCACUGAACAUGUCAGAAAAAAAAAAUUUGUCUUCUAGAUAUUUUGCUCAUAUGCAUCCCUUUUUUGUUUGCAUUCUUUUACCACGAAUUUUAGUCAGCUAGCUGUAAAUCUAAAACUGAAUAAUUUUCUCAGUCUGUUGUUUGAACUGCCGGUAGUUUACCUUAUAUUGCUGUAAACAGUGUUCCCCAUAGGAUGUAAUCACUUCUGUUCAAAAUGAAGCGUCAAAUUAAAGUAUGUUUCAUCUCAAGCAGGUCAGUGCAACAGUGUGAACUGAGCGCGUGGUGUGUUUCACUUCGAGGGGGUUUUAGGAGAAUGGCAAGUGCAAGCGGCUAGGAUAUGAAAGGGGACCUUGUUGUAUCAAAAAGUAUCGCCAGUCAAACUGAUCAUGUGCAAAACCCAAUGCUGACUUGGGGCAUUUUAUGUGGAUUAUGGAUAGCAUCCGAUAAUGGUGGGUCUGCCAUUUCUGAAAACUCGCCAAUGUCGUGUGUGGUGAUUGCAGUGGCAAUUCUGGUGCAUACCAUAAAGACCAUGUGAUUUUUAAAAAACGAUUGCACCUGCUGCUCCCAGAAUGGCUUUCCUUUUCACAGGCAUCUCGGAGGCUGGCGUGUGGUACUGCUAGAGAGCUUUAGUGAAUGGCGGACACGAGUGGCUAGGAUAUGCAAGGGGGACUAUGUCAUUCUGGAUUGCAAGUGGAACUGCGCAUGCACAAAACCCAAAGCUGGCUAAGGUUAACUUGUGUGUAUUGCAUGCAGCAUCCGCUUACUUUGGGUCUGCUGCUUCCAAAAACUUCCUAAUUUCAGAUAAGUGGUGCAUCACAGUGGCAGUCGAUUCUGGCACAUGCUGCAUUAGCAACAUUAAAAUUUUUAAAAGAGAAAUGCCUGCUGUCCCAGAUCAAGUUUCUUUUGCACAGGCUAGUGUCUGAUGCGACAGGACUGCUCCAUUGUCAUUUGGUGUUGGACUUGCACGUAUCAAAGAUGCACUGGCGCCGAGGACGGCACCCCUCAUUAUGUAGCCGGCAGGGGUGGCACUGAGUAAGCUGACAACAUGCCUCAGAUGUGUCGUUGAACGCUCAAAACCUGUACGACUGUCAGGAGAUGGUUGUGGAAGCCUUCCUCUGUGUGCACGUGUGACGAGGAAGCAGUGUGCAACUGAUGUGACUUGCACUUACGUUUUGCUUGCACUUCUGUCAAGAGAGAUGAUUUACGAAUAAAGUUUAUGACAUCAUUGCA